AUUUGUAUAUCGAUCAAGCUGUACGUUUAGUACUCGAUCAUGGCAAUCCUUUACACUACUCAUGCCAUCUGCCCUGCCCUCACUACUACUACUUUUCCCACUAAUUUCAAUGGCCAUUCUGUCACGAGAUCAUCCACCACCACCCGCCACCUUCUCCCGACUACUCCUGGGAGGAGGAGUUCAACUAGUCCUUCCGUUGUGGGAUAUUGUGUCGGUACCAGUACCCGCCCUGUCCUGACUACCAGGAGGAGCACUUAUAUGAAGCCUCAAAUUAUGAGAUACUCAACCACCAAUAUCCGUCGUCCUGUUCUCGCUAUGUGUGCCAGUUCCACAACUGGAGAAGCAGAGGAAAUCAAACGUAGCGACUUUCCUAAAGAUUUUAUCUUCGGAGUAGGAUCAGCUUCGUAUCAGAUUGAAGGCGCAGUAAAUCAAGGUGGCAGAGGCCCUAGUAUCUGGGACACUUUUACACAUGAAUUCCCUGAAAAGAUUGCAGACGGUAGUAAUGGAAACGUGGCAAUUGACUCUUUUCAUCGAUACAAGGAAGACGUGCAUAUAAUGAAGAAUCUGGGUGUUAAUGCCUACAGAUUGUCAAUUUCAUGGUCUAGAAUAUUGCCAACUGGAAAGUUAAGCGGUGGAAUCAGCCGAGAAGGAAUCGAAUACUACAAUAAUGUCAUUAACGAGCUCAUAGAGAACGGUAUAGCGCCUUACGUGACUCUCUUCCACUGGGAUCUUCCUCAAGCCUUACAUGAUGAGUACGGAGGUUUUUCAAGUGAAAAAAUUGUGGAUGAUUUUUGUGACUAUGCAAACCUAUGCUUUUGGGAAUUCGGUGAUCGGGUAAAGAAUUGGAUCACACUUAAUGAACCAUGGAGCUACGCUGUUUUUGGGCAUCAACUAUGUGCCCACCCACCGGGUGGACUUUAUCCGUGGUAUAUGCAUAGUAAAUUGAACAUGUAUGACGUCACACAUAACUUUCUUCUUGCUCAUGCAAAUGCAGCAGCUUUGUACAAGAAGAAUUAUCAGAAAGUUCAAAAGGGCAAGAUGGGGAUUGUACUCGUGACAUGCUGGUAUGAGUCUUAUGAUAAAGAUAAUGCAGGGGCUGGGGAAAGAGAAACCGAUUUCAUGUUAGGAUGGUAUAUGGAUCCAUUGAUAAAUGGGAAAUAUCCAAAUAGCGUUAUAGAGAGAGUGAAAGAUCUUCGAGUUUUCACCGAAGAUCAACAAAAGUUGCUGAAAGAAUCAUAUGAUUUCAUCGGAAUAAACUACUAUACAGCAUAUUAUGCACUCGACAAAAAUAAAUAUCAGCCACCUCCUAAUGGUUUUGACGAUGAUUAUGUGGAACCAUUUAUCUAUCAUCCGCUCUCUGAUGUUUUACUCACAAGUCGGUGGAGAGGUAAAUCAAUUGGUGAUACGGCUCAUUCAUGGAUUAAUGUCUGCCCGCGAGGGUUUGAACAAGUUUUGAUAAACAUAAAGAAUAAGUACAAUAAUCCACUCAUUUACAUUACAGAGAAUGGGCUAAUGGACAAAGAUGAAGUAAAAGGUACAACGUUACAAGACGUGUGCAAUGAUGAUACGACGAGGUUAAAGUACCUCCAAGAUCAUCUUCUUGCGCUUAAAAAAGUGAGAGAUGAUGAUAAGGUUAACAUAAUGGCAUACUUUGUUUGGUGUCUGAUGGACAAUUUCGAAUGGACUGAUGGUUAUCUUACUCGUUUCGGCCUCGUCUACGUGGAUUACAAGAAUAACUUGGGCAGAUUUCCAAAAAAUUCAGCUCUGUGGUAUAUGAAUUUUCUCAAAGGAGAGUCUGAUGAGACUCCAAAGAAAGAGCCAAGUCAUGAUCAUGGUCAUCACGACCAUGGUCACGGUCAUCACGGUCAUCACGGUCAAGGCCGCCAUUAAAGGAGCAUCAAACUCCACCGCCAAUAUUUCGACCCUCUAUCUCAUUUUUCAAUAAAAUAAAAAGUGGUUAUGCCCACUGUUUUUUAAGGAGGAAAAAAUGUGUUGGUUGGUUGAUGAUGAUACGUGUUUGUUACAUUUCUGUGUUAAAACUUGAGCUAUAGCAGUUGAAGGAAUGAGCCUAGUCAGCUUCACUAGAUCAAUUGUCAGGGUUUAUGAGUAUGAGGAGGACUACCUCCUCCUGUGUAGCCCAUUAUCAUCUUUGAAUUGGGCCAAUUAAUAAUAAGAUCAAGCUCAAGUUUAUUACUUGGUUAA
Messenger RNA from Cornus florida, 2202 nucleotides. Its product is annotated as beta-glucosidase 13-like. Bases 40 to 1890 code for a protein of 616 amino acids. Gene Ontology annotation, molecular function: beta-glucosidase activity. The transcript is spliced from 13 exons. The record is from RefSeq and is a predicted model, not a curated record. NCBI's taxonomy places the organism in Eukaryota, Viridiplantae, Streptophyta, Magnoliopsida, Cornales, Cornaceae. Gene Ontology annotation, biological process: carbohydrate metabolic process.